This is a messenger RNA of Orussus abietinus, 1395 nucleotides long. RefSeq names its product transcriptional repressor scratch 2-like (gene scrt). NCBI's taxonomy places the organism in Eukaryota, Metazoa, Arthropoda, Insecta, Hymenoptera, Orussidae. The transcript has 2 exons. The record is from RefSeq and is a predicted model, not a curated record. The coding region runs from base 1 to 1395 and encodes 464 amino acids. Gene Ontology annotation, molecular function: RNA polymerase II cis-regulatory region sequence-specific DNA binding; DNA-binding transcription factor activity, RNA polymerase II-specific. Gene Ontology annotation, biological process: regulation of DNA-templated transcription.
AUGCCGCGCUGCCUCAUGGCCAAGAAGUGGAAGGCCUACCCCUGGCCCGACCGGGAGGACGACGCCGACCUCCAGGAACUGCGCGCCCCUGAGGACCUUCGACAUCCGCCGGACCCCCAGGAACGACUCGGCCAGCGCGGCGACGGGACCGAGGAUGAGGAGAUCGACGUGGUGGGCGACACCGACCCCCGCGCCGCCCAGACCUGCUGGGGGCCCCACAGCCCCACCGCCGGCGCCACCGCGCCGAGCCCCCCGCCCCUCAAUGCCGCCGGGGCCCUCUACUAUCACGGAUACACGCACGAGACGUGGCUGAACCAUGAGGAGCCUCCAAAGUACGCGACGCUGCGCUCGGCGGCCGAGUUGGCGAGUCCGGUUGGCCCAGCCUCCCCGGUCCAACAUCAGGCCCAGGACCUGCAGCCGGCCACCCUGCCGCCCAGGAAGAGCCUGGCGAUGUGCUUCACCAGCACCGGCACGGCCCUCUCGCUACCGCCCAAGAAGAAGGACAUCUACCGGCCGUACAGUCUGCAGCCGGAAAUCCGAACCGCAGCGGAGGAGGACCUAUCGGCGGCGCAGGCGAUCCUCGACCUGAGCGCGUCCCCCGCGGCGCCGACGCACUCCGUCUUCGUCCACACGCUGUCACCGGGUCCCGCACCGCAUCAGGCCCCGGUGGCGCCUCCUCCCCCCGCCCAGCCGGCCCCAAUCCCCGUGUCCGUCUUGGUCCCGGUGCCCUCGCAGACCCCCCAACGCCAAGAGCCCCAGACCCCGCAGCCCAGGUCGCCCACUCCCGCCGAGGAGUCCCACAACAAGACCGUAGCCUACACCUACGAGGCCUUCUUCGUCUCCGACGGCAGGUCCAAGCGCAAGUCCAGCAACGCCGCUGUCCCCGACAAGGACUCCGCCGCUCAGCCGGACAAGCCGAAAUUCACCUGCACGGAGUGCGGCAAGCAGUACGCCACCUCCUCGAACCUCUCCAGGCACAAGCAGACCCACCGCAGCCUGGACUCCCAGUCGGCGAAGAAGUGCAUCCACUGCGGGAAGGCCUACGUCAGCAUGCCCGCCCUGGCGAUGCACGUGCUGACGCACAAGCUGGCCCACAGCUGCGGCGUCUGCGGGAAGCUGUUCUCCAGGCCGUGGCUGCUCCAGGGACACCUGAGGAGCCACACCGGGGAGAAGCCCUUCGGAUGCGCCCACUGCGGGAAGGCCUUCGCCGACCGGUCCAACCUGAGGGCUCACAUGCAGACCCACUCGGCCGACAAGAACUACGAGUGCGGCAGGUGCCACAAGACCUUCGCGCUCAAGUCCUACCUGAACAAGCACCUGGAGUCCGCCUGCCUGAGGGACGAGGAGCUGCCCCCCAGGGCUCAGCCCGCCCAGGCCCAGAACCGCGGCUUGUAG